GGCAAAAGUGAAACUUACACCCCGGCUAUGUCUACAAAACUAACGUGUGAAUGAAAUCGGAAAAAGGUAAAAAAAAAAUCAUUGUGGUUUUAGCUUUUGUUUUAUUGCAGCAUGUAAAAAGUUUAUUCAGCCUAGAUUUAUUUUGACUUUGUUCAUUUCAAAAUUUUAAAUCAAUGUGACAUUUCUAAUGUCAUCUUGAAAUAUAAGCAUUUUAUGGAUUUUAUUAAAAUUAUUUUAUUUAUUUCAUUAUUAAAUGGCAGCAAAAUUCUUACAUCGUUGGCGAAGUUCGAUUGUGACUGUUUGGUUGCAAAUAUGUCAUUAUAGUAAAGGGGCUAAACCUGCGCAAAAACAAGCUGUUGAUCCUGCAAACCGACCCCAGGAUCGUCGCAUUUUCAAAGUGUACCGUUUUGCUGGGAUAGCCUCAGGCCAAAAACCUAAGGUACAAUCAUUCGAAUUCGAUAUCUCAAAAAUUGGUGGUAUGGUUCUCGAUGCCCUCAUCAAAAUAAAGGAAAUGGAUCCGACGGUUACUUUCAGAAGAUCAUGUCGUGAAGGCAUUUGCGGCUCUUGCGGCGUCAACCUCCAGGGUGCAAACUGCCUGGCGUGUAUAACGCCGAUACCAAAAGACAAAGUGAUAACUAUUAUGCCGCUACCACACAUGUACGUCCAGAAAGACUUGGUGGUCGAUAUGACACACUUUUUUCGACAAUACAAUAGUGUCAGGCCCUAUCUUGUGCGUCCAGACCCCCUGCCCAUGGGCAGAACGCAGUAUGCACAAAGUAUCAAGGACAAUAGUAAAUUAGUUGGUUUGUACGAAUGCAUUCUAUGUGCUUGCUGCUCGACAUCGUGCCCCAGCUACUGGUGGAACGGCCGCAGGUUUCUAGGGCCUGCUUCUCUGUUGCAUACUUACCGAUGGGUGAUAGACUCGAGGGACGCAGAUACCGAUCGGAGGCUGUGGGACGUCAGAGAUGACUUUAAAGCAUUCAGGUGUCACACGAUAAUGGUCUGCAUGUUGGUUUGUCCGAAAGGUUUGCAUCCAGCUCGGCAGAUUUCACGUUUGAAGCGGUUAAUAUCGAAGGUGGAGAAAAAACCGGAACCUGAAUUAGAUCCUUUGGCAUUUGCCAAUGUCGGUAUAAAAUCGGCGUCUUCUUGUGGUCCGUCUGCUGGCGGAUCUGGGUGUAAAUGAAAGUGAAUCUAUGUAUAUUUUUUAGUUAAGCGCUUGCUUAUAUUCAAAUGCUUUUGUAGUUGUAAAAAAUGUAAUUUAUACUAUGAUACUAAAAGAUCCACCAACAUUACAAAAUGUAGGUAGGUCCAUACCUGUUUUUUGGAUGUAUAUAAGUAUAAUUACAUAAUUAUAAAUUUAUUUAGUUUAUAAAAAUAAACUUCAUGAGUCUUA
Messenger RNA from Cydia pomonella (codling moth), 1393 nucleotides. RefSeq names its product succinate dehydrogenase iron-sulfur subunit-like. Gene Ontology annotation, molecular function: 2 iron, 2 sulfur cluster binding; electron transfer activity. The record is from RefSeq and is a predicted model, not a curated record. The coding region runs from base 254 to 1183 and encodes 309 amino acids. Lineage: Eukaryota; Metazoa; Arthropoda; Insecta; Lepidoptera; Tortricidae. The transcript has a single exon. Gene Ontology annotation, biological process: aerobic respiration; respiratory electron transport chain; tricarboxylic acid cycle.